AUGAGGAAGUUUUUGGUUCCUAGAACAAGUAUUGAGAAAGUGAAUGUUAAGCAACCGGAAGUCAAAGUAGAAGAAACACCCCCUAAUGUGGCCAACGAGUUUAAUCUAAAUGAGAUUCCGCCCGGGAGGGCCGAACACUUUGGUUACGAAGUCUUCAACAAAGACGGAUUUAAAGAUUGGAAGCAUGCAUCUAAAGGCUUUAAAGAUCAUAUUGGUAGUCAUGAUAGUAAGCACAACUCAUGUGUGAAGCACUAUGAUGAUUAUAAUAAUCAAAGACAACGUGUGACAAGUAUCUUUGCUAGAGCAACUAGGGAAUCAGAAGAAUUGUAUAAGAUCCGUUUAACUUGUUCUUUAGAUUGUACUAGAUAUCUCUUAGCAAAAGGCAUUGCUUUUCGUGGCCAUGAUGAAAGCUCUACUUCUCUAAACAAGGGAAAUUUUAGAGAGAUGGUGGAUUGGGUAAAAUCUAAUGAUGAAAAAGUAAGAGAUGCUUUUGAUCGUGGUCCAAAAAAUUGCACUAUGACUUCCGGUGACAUUCAAAAGGAGCUUGCAACGUGUUGUGCACAUGAAGUUACCAAGGUGAUUAUGGAAGAGCUUGGUGAUAGACAAUUCUCUGUGCUUAUUGAAGAGUCACGUGAUAUAUUUGUCAAAGAACAAAUGGCGGUGAUGUUGAGGUUCUUGAACGACAAAGGGAAAGUUGUGGAACGAUUUAUUGCUCCACAUCAUGUCAAAUAUACUACAUCUGAGGCACUAAAGGAUGCUCUUUAUGGUAUUCUCGAUCGUCAUACGUUAUCUAUUUCAAGGAUACGAGGGCAAGGAUAUGAUGGGGCUUCAAAUAUGAGAGGUGAGUUUAAUGGUUUACAAAGAAAGAUUCUAGAUGAAAACCCUUAUGCUUUCUAUGUCCAUUGUUAUGCUCACCGUUUGCAAUUGGUGGUUGUGUCCAUUGCUAGUAGUUGCUCAUCUAUUCAUGAUUUCUUUGAGUACAUCUCCUUGAUUGUAACCACAACAAGUGCAUCUUGCAAGAGAAAGGAUGCUUUGAAGGAGGCACAACACCAAGAUAUUUUGAAUAAACUUGAGAGUGGUGAUAUAUCUCAAGGAAAGGGCUUGCACCAAUCAUCUAGUCUCGCUAGACCCGGAGAUACUAGAUGGGGUUCACAUUAUACUACCUUGAUUCGUUUGUAUCAGAUGUGGUCCUCCGUGUUAGAGGUGCUUAUUGAUGAUGUUAAAGCUCGAUUGGCUAUAUUGAGAGAGAGUGGUUGGAAUGAUUUAUUUAGUGAUGUCCAAGAAUUUUGUUUUGCUCAAAGUAUUCCGGUGCCAAAUAUGGAUGAAGAAAUACCGAUGGAUCACCGGUUUUGUGAAGGAAGUAACGUUGUGCUGGAUUGCUUCUCAUGUCUUGACCCCAAGAACUCUUUUUCCAAGUUUGAUGUUGAUAAGCUUGCUCGUCUUGCUAAUAUUUAUCAUGCAGACUUUUCUGAUGAUGACCAUGGAACAAUAAGGGAGCAACUUGAGACUUAUGUACAUCAAGUAAAAAGGCAUGCUUCUUUUACUUCUUGUGAAGAUGUUCAAAGUUUGGCUAUGAAGAUGGUUCAAACUGAGAAAUAUUUGGGUAACGCUUGGAUAGAUUGA
Molecule: messenger RNA, 1623 nt
Organism: Vicia villosa (hairy vetch)
Lineage: Eukaryota; Viridiplantae; Streptophyta; Magnoliopsida; Fabales; Fabaceae
Exons: 6
Coding region: 1-1623 (540 amino acids)
Source: RefSeq, a predicted model, not a curated record